Coregonus clupeaformis (lake whitefish) is the source of this 2249-nucleotide messenger RNA. Its product is annotated as forkhead box C1-A. The record is from RefSeq and is a predicted model, not a curated record. NCBI's taxonomy places the organism in Eukaryota, Metazoa, Chordata, Actinopteri, Salmoniformes, Salmonidae. Gene Ontology annotation, biological process: regulation of transcription by RNA polymerase II; cell differentiation; anatomical structure morphogenesis. Gene Ontology annotation, molecular function: DNA-binding transcription factor activity, RNA polymerase II-specific; RNA polymerase II cis-regulatory region sequence-specific DNA binding. The coding region runs from base 363 to 1793 and encodes 476 amino acids. The transcript has a single exon.
CCAUUGCUGCUCACUCUGCACUGCCUGACCUACAAUUGGACAGCUCGGAUUCUCUUUGGGAGGAGCAUACUGCCAGCAAAAAGGGGGAAAGAAGUUGACUGCGCAAAAGUAUUCUGUAGUGACGGAUGCCCAAAGUUCAUACGUUUUUCAAUGCGCGCCUCAGCACACUGAGAUGGAAACCGCUUAAACCCUAUUAAGACCUGGUACAGUGCGUUCCUGAUAAUAUUAUUUGUCAAGUGACAAGACAGGAACUCCUGCUUUGAGCGCCUCAACUUUUCAGAAGGAAAAAGUGGAGCUCUCCGGCUGCAUACUUUGGGAAGUUCGUUUUACGCAGGAGCAUAGUUGAGCUGUGGGGAGAAGACAUGCAGGCGCGCUACUCCGUCUCGAGCCCCAACUCUCUGGGCGUCGUGCCUUACAUUAGUAGCGACCAAAGCUACUACCGGGCCGCGGCCAGUGGAGGAUACACCGGGAUGCCGGCCCCUAUGAGUAUGUACUCUCACGCGGCCCACGACCAGUACCCGACUAGCAUGGCACGAGCCUAUGGACCGUAUACCCCGCAGCCUCAGCCGAAGGAUAUGGUGAAACCCCCGUACAGUUACAUUGCGCUCAUUACUAUGGCUAUCCAGAACUCGCCUGACAAGAAGGUGACCCUGAACGGGAUUUAUCAGUUUAUCAUGGAAAGGUUCCCGUUCUACCGAGACAACAAACAGGGCUGGCAGAACAGCAUCAGGCACAAUCUCUCUCUCAAUGAGUGUUUUGUCAAAGUUCCCCGUGAUGACAAAAAGCCUGGCAAGGGGAGCUACUGGACCCUGGACCCGGACUCAUACAACAUGUUCGAGAACGGCAGCUUCUUGAGGAGGAGGCGACGGUUCAAGAAGAAAGACGCAAUGAAAGACAAGGAUGACCGGGGUACUAAGGAGACGCCGUCCAGACAGGGCCGGGACACGGAGCAGCCCGUGCAGGGAUCCCAGCCAGUCCGGAUCCAGGAUAUUAAGACCGAGAACGGGAACGCGACACCCCCACAGGCCGCCUCGCCCUCCCUGAGCACCGUGCCCAAAGUCGAGAGUCCCGACAGCAGCAGCAGCAUGUCCAGCAACGGCAGCCCCCACAGCAUCCCGUCCAACAGGUCCAUCGGCAUGGAGAGCUCCGAGCAGCACCAGCACCACCACCAGCACAGCCAGGCCCAGGCACAGGGCUUCAGUGUGGACAACAUCAUGACUUCCCUCCGGGGGUCCCCACAGGGUGCCACAGAGCUCGCCCCGUCUCUCAUCGCCUCGUCCAGGACAGGUAUAACACCGUCUUUGUCCCUGAACUAUUCACCGAACCAGACGUCAGUCUAUAGCUCACCCUGUAACCAAAACUCUAUCUCCACUACCUCGAAUGCUAGCUACCAUUGUAAUAUGCAAGCCAUGAGUUUAUACGCCGGGGAUAGAUCUAGCCACCUAGCUCCGACUACCACCGUGGAUGAAACUUUGCCAGAUUACUCCAUCACGACCACCUCCUCCCCUCUGGCCCACGGCAAUCUAAACACUGGGCAGGAGGGCCACCAUCCCCACCAAGGGCGGCUUCCCUCAUGGUACCUCAACCAGGCCGGGGACCUGGGCCACCUCGGGGCGACCUACCCUGCACAGCAGCAGAACUUCCACUCCGUGCGCGAGAUGUUCGAAUCUCAAAGAAUUGGCUUGAAUAAUUCUCCAGUGAACGGGAAUAACAGCUGUCAAAUGUCAUUUCCCCCUAGCCAAUCCAUCUACCGCACUUCAGGAGCUUUCGUAUAUGACUGCAGCAAGUUCUGACCAAAGUAUGUUUUCAUUGUAUUGAUCUUCUUCAUAAAAAUAUCGUGAGUCGUUUUACCCACUACCUGCCACGACGAUGGACUAAAACGAAACACAACUUUAAUGGACAGAUAAAAAGAUAUGAUCUUUGUUUGUAAAGAACAGUGUUACGGCAAAUAACACGUAAGUCUCUUCUCGCUUUUGUGACAUGUUUUAAAGAUAAGGAUAUGCCAGUCUUUCAUGGACAUAUUAUUACGUGUAAAUUGCAUAUAGUAAUUUAUUUCUAAACUGUAGCCGGAUAUUAUGGACCAAACACCAAAAAGUGUUUCUAAAUUGAAAUGCCUUAAUUGUCCAAAUUUGUUCCAUUAUAAAAAGCGGAACUUGUAUAUCGUCGUAAUCUUUCAAAGUUUAUUAUUUUGUUGAAAAGUAUUCUGAAGGAAUUGCAUUGUUUGUUUAAUAAAUUGCCAUUGUAUUUGA